This is a messenger RNA of Emiliania huxleyi CCMP1516, 654 nucleotides long. RefSeq lists its product as hypothetical. The record is from RefSeq and is a predicted model, not a curated record. The transcript is spliced from 2 exons. Bases 1 to 654 code for a protein of 217 amino acids. Lineage: Eukaryota; Haptophyta; Isochrysidales; Noelaerhabdaceae.
AUGGUCGGGUCCUCGCCGCAUCCGGACGAGAACACGCCGUGCAGCCGCCCCGAGUCGCGCGAGGCGCGGCGCAUCGUCCAGACGCAUAUCGUCACGCUCUCUGAGGAGGCUGGCCACGGCGAGCUGGCCCCGUCGUGCCCGCUCUCGCCACACAACGACGUGCUCGCGGCGCACGAGGCAGCCAAGCGGCGGCUGAGCGGCGCGGUGUGGAAGUGCGGGCUCUGCGGCAAGCAGUUCCGGUCCGAGCGCCACCUCGACCUGCAUAUGCACCGCAAGCACGCCGACGCCUCUCCCGCCGGCGCCACCUCGUGCCUCGCCGACGAGUGCGACCUGCUGCGCUGCCCGUCGUGGGUCAAGCGGCUGGGCGACGCGGCCGCCGCGUGCACUGAGGGCGCACUCGCCGUGCGGCGCGAGCACUGCGCGGCGCUCAUGCACUCGUGCGCCUUUGGGCCCCUGUUUGCCCAGCUGGAGCACGAGUACUGCGCCAACCUGACUUGCAGCUACCGGCGCGCGAGGGGCCGAAACACACCUGCCAGACAGACAUCACUUCGCGAGGAUCCUGCUCGUGCCUUCCGCGCCGCCGAGAGCGGGAGCGUCGUGCGGCAGACGGCGACAAGGCAGCGGCUGUACCAGCCCCCCCGCCACACUGACUAG